GGUGACGUAUUAUUUGCGCGUCCGAGAGGAAAGUCAGGAUUCAGCUACGCUCACUAAUUUGAUCAGCACACGGGCAAUGGGGGACGUGAAGACCCCAGACUUUGAUGAUUUGCUGGCAGCGUUUGAUAUUCCUGACAUUGAUGCCAUCCAGUCGAGUCCAGAAGAGGACGAGGUGUCUGCUAAUGAAAGAAAAAGUUCAUCUUCCUUCCCAGGCUCACCCACCUCACACACUGAGCCUCCUGCUGUCAGUGUUAUAGUAAUGAACACUGUGCGACCCUGUGAAGAUGAUGAUGAUGAUGAUGGAGGAGUAAAACGCAAUCCCACAAACACUCUUUUAGACUCACAUGUCAAGAUGGAUGACACCACGUCUGCUGCCCAUAUUGCCAAUGGGUUUAAUGGGUCUGGUGCUAAUGACCAGCAAGGAUCCAGUACAGCACCGUGGCAACAGUUGAACGAUGACGAUGAAGGGAAUGCGAUGGCGGUUGGAUCGGUCAGGAAUGUGAUUGAAAAUGUGAUCUGUUUGAAGCCCCAUUCGCAACUGGAUUCCACUCAAUUAUCCAUUAAUUCCUCUCCGCAGUCUGGCGUCCAUCAGAAGGAGGAACCACACCUUCCUCAUGCGCCAUCUUCUCCUUUACCACACAACGGGGGUGUUUGCAAAAAGAAUGCCACGCACUUGGAUGAGGAUGACUCGGAACCAGACUUGGGAAGCCCGCUGGUGAUCCACGAAAGCCCAGAAUCCGUCAUGCCGUCGCCUCCAAAGUUGACACACAGCAUAAGACGUCAACCUGAGCUAUGCAUCUCUCCUGAGACCACCUUGUGCACUCUUCCACAUUCUUCUAGCAGCGCCUUUCUUGAGGCGUUGACUGAGCAGCAGGGGAAGCCCAUUUCCCUUUCUGCCCCCCAGCUGCCGGGCCCACAGAACUGUCACUUGGCGCCCGUGCAAGAGGAGAAAUACCCAGAGCAUGUGAUCGAUGAGCGGGACUCCCCUGAGAGUCCACCGCCUAGUGAGAUGGGGCUUGCGUUUCCCAAGACAAGUCCUGAGUCAGGCAAGGAGAAUAUGGACAGUGCGCCACGCCAAAAUGACACACCGAAUGAUAGUGGAAAGACUGUAGGAGAUGGUCAAACUGUAAAUGAGACAUCAUCUUCUAACACUGUGUCUGCAAAACCAUGUCCAACCAACUUGUUGCCCCUCAAGGUUAAAAUCAAAGUGCCCGCAGGGAGUUUAACCAAGACAACACUUAAAAGAGGUCCAAGAGCAAAUUCUAAAGGUGCGAAAUCUUCCCCACAGGCUCGCAAUACAAGAUCAAAGAGGGGGGGCUCCUACCAGUCACUUGCAGGGCUUCCAGAAAUGACACUCAAAGAAAAACGCUCGGUGGCCAUCAAACCUAAAGCCUCCCCCACAGUCGUCAGCAUAGCCAAAACCGCAUCUCUUCCUUCCAUGACGGCCUCAACGACCAGACCUGGUGGUGUCAACCUGCGCUGCCUAGGUCACAAGACUCUCCAGAGUUCACCUCAGGGCAGCAGCCGACCCGCCUCCAUAGUCAACAGCGGCGGGGCCAUCAUAUCCAAAAGCCAGACCAACUUGGUGGCAAGCUUCAACAAGAUUCUCACCAAUAAGAACCUGCUGCCCAGCUAUAAACCUGACCUGAGCUCACCGCCUCCUGCUGAGUGGGGCCUUCCUCUGCCUGCUCAGGGUUACCGGUGUUUGGAGUGCGGCGACGCCUUUGCCCUGGAGCAGAGUCUGGCCCGCCACUACGAUCGGCGGUCGCUGCGCAUCGAGGUGACGUGCAACCACUGCGCCAAGAGGCUUGCCUUCUACAACAAAUGCAGCCUGCUAUUACAUGCCCGGGAGCACAAGGAGCGAGGCCUGAUCAUGCAGUGCUCGCACCUGGUCAUGAAACCAGUGCCGUUGGAGCAGAUGAUAAGCCAGAAUGAACUCAAUGGACAAUCCACACUCCAAGCCAAAGCGCAGCCACAUCAAGCGACCCCUAACAAGAAAACAGACGCAGUGCAGCACAUCGGUAAUAAAUGCCCAGAAUGUCAAACUCAGUUCAGCAGCAAAAAGGAGGUGGUCCAGCAUUUCCAAGAAAUCAAACAGGCUGAAAGCACACCAUGCAUGGAAUGCUCCCCUCCUAUGCUGCUGCCCAAUGCCUGCAGUGCGGCGGCUCAUCAGCGAAUCCAUCAAGGCAGCCUGCCCUGCGUCUGCCCCGAGUGUGGCGGCACGGCGAAGCAGGCGCUCUUUCAAGCACAUCUGGAUCACGCUUGUUUGCACUUUUCACGACGCAUUGGGUACAGAUGCUCCAGUUGCCUGGUGGUGUUCGGAGGGCUGAACUCGGUGAAGGGUCACAUCCAACAGGCCCACUGUGAUAUUUUCCACAAGUGCCCCACCUGUCCCAUGGCAUUCAAAUCCGCGCCCAGUGUACAAAGUCACAUCAGCACGCAGCAUCCCGCGUUAACCGAGGGCCAGGCCAUGUUGAUCUACAAAUGUGUGAUGUGUGAUACAGUUUUCACUCACAAGUCCUUGCUUUACGUCCACUUUGAGACACACUUAAGCAAUCAAAAGGUUCAUGUUUAUAAAUGUCCAGAGUGCACCAAGAUGUUUCAUCAAAGAAGUGUACUAAUGGAACAUGUCAAGAGCCACAAUUCAUCCUCCACCACAGCUGCUGCUUCUUUGUGUCCUAAGCCUGUAGUCAAACAAGAGAGUUCAGAUGGGGAAGACGGCAUGGAGGAAGUUAAUGCAGAUACGACGAUCGCCACCACAGGGUGGAAGUGCGUUCACUGCCACGAAUGCUACACUGACGCUGAAGAGUUUGUCAGCCAUAUGGCGAAACAACAUGGCAAGGUCUUGAAGAGCUUUCCUUGCAAGAAAUGUGAGAGCUCCUUCUCCUCCACGUCCAGUCUGAGACGCCAUGUCCGCGACAAACACAAAGACAUGAGUCGCUUCCGCUGCCAGUUCUGUACAGGCAGCAAGAAAACAUUCAGCAGCAGAGCGAUGUUAGACAAACACAUCCAGCUUCGACACGGCACCGAAGCCAUGAGCCAGGAGGUAGGCACAGAUGAGGCUGACAGCGCGUCGGAACACGACGGCGCUGUGCUGACUCAUCGUAGACGCCGAGCGGCCGGCAAGCCGGAGCACGACGAAGAGUCCACUCCCGUGAAAAGGUUACGGUCAUCCUCUGCAGUUGCCCCAUACUGUCCCCCCGAGUCCGGUUUCCGCUGCGCCCCCUGCGGCUUCACCACGGAAGAUCAGGCAACGUUUCAGACGCACAUCAGCCAGCAUCGAGUGGCGGCGGAAGGCGGCGGGCAGCAGUGCACUCAGUGCGGCGCCUGCUUCACUUCAACCAACUCGCUGGCACGCCACCGCUUUAUCACCCACAAGGUCCGAGAUGGUUUCACUGACCAACACCAAGCCCAGAGCGUGGGUGCGGCGUCAUCUCCUGUCAACAGCAAGAAGCCAGAUGAGAAUUUUCUCAGAUGUCCUGCAUCGCCCACCUCUCAAACUCACGGCAAGGAAGACGACGACGCGUUGAACUGUAAAGUGUGCGGCAAACACUUUGACAAGGCCACGGACCUGAACACGCACUUCAGAACUCAUGGCAUGGCUUUUAUCAAUGCAAGAAACAUGGGAAAACCAACCUAGUAUGUGAGUAGACUGUCACAAGGUGCCUUAUUAUCAUCUUGAGGAUUUUUGGCUCAGCACAUCGACGGCCAAAUCGCGAAACCUCCUAUCUGAAAUCUGAUCUGAUGCAGAUAGUCUGUGUUGUCCUCCAAAAUUUUCCCAGCAAACCUGAUUGGAGGCUUAGGUCAGGUGAAUUUUCUGUCACAACAUAGAGCAGGAUUUUCUUGCAGACAGACGGAAGGUUUUGCCUUUUGACCAUCGACAUGCAGUUUAACCAAAUUUUGCACAAAUAGUUUUUGUGAUCAUCGUCAUCGUGAAAGAUGAUUCUCAUAAGCCUUAGCCUUCUAUUUGUGACACUUUGGAUAUCAAAUACAGUGGUACCUCCAACGUUAAACACAACGCAUUCUAUGAAGCAGGUCGACUUCGAAGUUGUUUUCAUUUUUAAAUUCAACAUAAGAAAUAAUACAGGGGGUCCUGGGUUUUCCAUGGCAAUGACGUAACCCAAGUUUGUACGUAAGGCACAGCGUAGUCGUAAUUACAGAAAAUAUUUUUAUGAAAAGCACUUCCUGAGUGUAAAUACAAAACACUCAAAUGAAAAACAUUAAGUAUGGUGUUAACUGAGAGUGACGACUUAUUCUUAUGCAAGAAUGUAGGUCUGCCGAGACUGUAAACCUCUGACCCCAGUAAUUUGUUACAUGGUCAAACUGAUAACAUCAUAAAACCUUAUUUAACUCUACUCGCAAUGUUUUAAUCAACAUUUCUACCCGGUAACCACUGUAUAAUAUAAGUGAAAUAAAGUACAACUCCCGAGACUAUGGAGUACCGAACCCCCUUAUACGGGCUGUUCGGUCCCUUUAUGACGAGUGUCAAGAGUUUGGUCGGCAUUGCCGGCAGUAAGUCGGAUUCGUUUCCGGUGAGGGUUGGACUCCGCCAAGGCUGCUCUUUUUCACAUAUUCUGUUCAUAACUUUUAUGGACAGAAUUUCUAGGCACAGCCGAGGCGUAGAGGGGUCCGGUUUGGUGGCCACAGUAUUGUGGUUCUGUUGGCUUCAUCAAGCCGUGAUCGCCAGCUCUCACUGGAGCAGUUUGCAGCCGAGUGUGAAGCGGUUGGGAUGAAAAUCAGCACCCUCCAUAUCUGAGACCAUUGUCGUGAGUCGGAAAAGGGUGGAGUGCCCUCUCCAGGUCGGGGAUGAGAUUCUGUUCCAAGUGGAGGAGUAUCUUGGGGUCUUGUUUAUGAGUGAGGGAAGAAUGAAACGUGAGAUCGACAGGCGGAUCGGUGCAGCGUCUGCAGUGAUGCGGACUUUGUAUCGGUCCAUUGUAGUGAAGAAGGGGCUAAGCCGAAAGGCUAUUUACCGAUCGAGCUACAUUCCUACCCUCACCUAUGGUCACGAGCUAUGGGUCGUGACCGAAAGAACAGGAUCCCAGAUACAAGCGGCCGAAAUGAGUUUCCUCCUCAGGGUGUCUGGGCUCUCCCUUACAGAGAGGUGAGAAGCCCAGAUAUCCGGGAGGGGCUCAGAGUAGAGCUGCAGCUCCUCCGCAUUGAGGAGCCAGAUGAGGUGGCUCGGGCAUCUGAUCAUGCUGCCUCCUGGACGCCUCCCUGGUGAGGAGACCCCGGGGACGACCCAGGACACGCGGGAGAGACUAUGUCUCCCGGCUGGUCUGGGAACGCCUCGGGGGCCCCGCGGAGGAGCUGGAUGAAGUGGCUGGGGAGAGAGAAGUCUGGGCUUCCCUGCUAAAGCUACUGCCCCUGCGACCCGACCUUGGAUAAGCGCAAGAAAAUAGAUGGAUGGAUAAAGUCGAAACAGUCACCGUUUUACGAUGCCUGACAAACACGCAAUGAAGAGGGAACAGAAAACAGUUUAUAUGCAAGCUCCUCUAUCAAUUUCUUGUUGGUCAUCAGCCAUGAUGCUUUCAUCACACUUGUUCUCUUGUUAAUGGUGGCGGCACAAAAAACAUUACUUUGGCUGCUCAGUGUACUGAAGUCGCUCAUAUUUGUAGGUGUCUCAUAUGUUUUCACACAUAAUGGUGGUUUACAUUUUAGGUUGAAAUCAAACCUUUGGGGUGUUGCACUUUGGGGGUUCCUGUGCAAUGCUACCUUCUGUUUGACAGCAUGAAACAAAAAUGCCGUUUAGUCCUUAAUGCAGGGAAUUAUUGUACAGUGAACCCCCCACUAGCACUAUAGACGUCCCCAAAGGGGUUUAUAAUUUCCUGUGGAUGUCACAGGAGAGCAGCAAAGAACUAUUUUUGUCUAAUUGUGGUGCUCAACUUACUUCAAAUAGAUUCCUUGGCACCAACAUGCCGCCAGAUGGCACCAAAGCAAUAGAUUGUUUUCCCGGGACGUCGCACACCAGUGGACAUCCCCGCGGCCACCUUCGAAGUCUACGCAUUGUUGUGUUCCCUCUGGUGCUUGAAUGGAGUAAUUUGACUGAUAGCGAGUUGCGUGUAUGAGCGGUGGGGGCAAGGGGUUCUCUGUCUGUGGACUCAUCUUUGCACUUCUAACGAGACCGGAAUAUUUAUAACAUGGUGGAUAAUUAACUGAUCCUGGUUAUACAGAGAAAACAAACAUGAUUUGGUCUACUAGUCUUUGAGUUUCAGGCCUUUAUCAUCUAGAACGCAACCUCCAACAUGGCCAACAAAAGCCCACACAUCACAUGAUCCGUAUUUUGACUGGAUAACGGAGGAUAGGCGAUAAAGCGAAUGUCGAAACUGCGACUAUGUGGGGCAUCAUCAUGCACGAGGGAAUGUGUAGCUGCUAUGCGUUACACACACACACACACACACACACACACACACACAAAUCCCCUCAAGAAAUCUCAGAAAAACACAGUGUAUUCAGUUUCAAACAAAUUGUACCAUGAUUCAUGACAAAGAUAAUAAUUAUUGGAAUAAUUAAUACCUGAAUGUCGAAUUGUAUGUUACAGUUGAGCACAGUUGCUUAAGAGUAACCUUUUUCAUAUAAAAGGCUUCAUGUUUUACUGAAUGAGUGAGAAAAUACCUAAAUAUUGUUCUCUGCCAGUGCCAGAUAGUGCAGGUAGAUCUAUUUAAAGUGGAUCCUCCAAAGUUCAUCGGUUUGUUUGUCACCAUCCUGAAACAUUUCAUAUUUUAAUUAAAAUUUAAACAUUCUUAAUGUUCAUCCACAUUAAAAUUAAGUGAAUCAACUGUCGAAAACUAAACUCUAAUUACUCACUCAUUUAUUGUGCAUGUGUGCGGCGUGAAUUAGGAAUUGACAUUUAAACAUUUUUCGUUGUCACACAAGUGUAAAAAUACAUUAAAAACGUUGACAUGUGGCGUAUGUGUGACUAUGUGUUCCUGGGAAGUGAGUCUCUUUACAUGAGCUUGAACCACCUUAAGAAAAACUGACUUUGCAAUGUACUGUACAUGCCAUUCUGCCUUGAUUAUUUGUCAAACUCGUUGUGUUGUACUGAGCAGCCAGGACAGUGACGCUUCACAGAAAAUCCAAAGAAAAAGAUUCAAAUUGUACUUUGGAGGUUCCACUGUUGUUAGAAAGUAGCCUGCCAAACUCCUCUGUUUAUCUUCAAUGGAAAGUAAAACUGAAACAAACAUUUGAAAAAAUGGAUCCUCUCUGCAAGUUCACUAGGCCAGUGUUUCCCAACCUUUAUUGAGCCAAAGCGCACAUUCUACGUUUUUAGAAAAAUCUCACAGCACACCAAACAAGUGUCACAAAAAGUAUAUACAGUGGGUACGGAAAGUAUUCAGACCCCCUUAAAAUGUUCACUCUGUUAUAUUGCAGCCAUUUGCUAAAAUCAUUUAAGUUAGUUUUUUUUCCACAUUACUGUACACAAAGCACCCUAUAUUGACAGGAAACAAAACAGAAUUGUUGACAUUUUUGCAGAUUUAUUGAAAAGGAAAAACUGAAAUAUCACACAGCCAUAAGUAUUCAGACCCUUUGCUCAGUAUUUAGUAGAAGCACCCUUUUGAGCUAACACAGCCAUGAGUCUUUUUGGGAAUGAUGCAACAAGUUUUUCACACCUGGAUUUGGGGAUCAUCUGCUAUUCCUCGUUGCUGAUCCUCUCCAGUUCUGCCAGGUUGGAUGGUGAACAUUGGUGGGCAGCCAUUUUCAGGUCUUUGCAGAGAUGCUCAAUUGGGUUUAAGUCAGGGCUCUGGCAGGGCCAUUCGAAAACAGUCACGGAGUUGUUCUGAAGCCACUCCUUCGGUAUUUUAGCUGUGUGCUUAGGGUCAGUCUUUUUUGAAGGUGAACUUUCGGCCCAGUCUGAGGUUCUGAGCACUCUGGAGAAGGUUUUCGUCUAGGAUAUAUCCCUGUACUUGGUCGCAUUCAUCUUUUCUUCAAAUGCAAGCAGUAUCUCUGUCCCUGCAGCUGAAAAACACACCCACUGCAUGAACCUGUCGCCGCCAUGCUUCACUGUUGGGACUCUAUUGGAUACGUGAUGAGCAGUGCCUGGUUUUCUCCACACAUGCCACUUAGAAUUAAGAUCAACAAUUUCUAUCUUGGUCUCAUCAGACCAAAGAAUAUUAUUUCUCACCAUCUUGGAGUCCUUCAGGUGUGUUUUGUUUAGCAAACUCCAUGCGAGCUUUCAUGUGUCUUGCACUGAGGAGAGACUUCCGUCAGGGCCACUCUGCCAUAAAGCGCCGACUGGUGGAGGGCUGCAGUGAUGGUUGACUUUCUAGCACUUUCUUCCAUCUCCCGACUGCAUCUCUGGAGCUCAGUCAUGGUGAUCUUUGGGUUCGUCUUUACCUCUCUCACCAAGGCUCUUGUACCCCGAUUGCUCAGUUUUGCCGGACAGCCAGCUCUAGGAAGGGUUCUGAUCGUCCCAAACGUCUUCCAUUUCAGGAUUAUGGAGGCCACUGUGCUCUUAGGAACCUAAACUGCAGCAGAAUUUUUUUUGUAACCUUGGCCAGAUCUGUGCCUUGCCACAAUUCUGUCUCUGAGCUCUUCAGGCAGUUCCUUUGACCUCAUGAUUCUCAUUUGCUCUGACAAGCACUGUGAGCUGUAAGGUUUUAUAUAGACAGGGGUGUGGCUUUCCUAAUCAAGUCCAAUCAGUAUAAUCAAACACAGCUGGACUCCAAUGACGGUGUAGAACCAGCUCAAGGAUGAUCAGAAGAAAUGGACUGCACCCGAGUUAAAUAUGAGUGUCAGAGCAAAGGGUCAGUUUUUCUUUUUUAAUAAAUCAGCAUAAAUUUCAACAAUUAAUUUUUUUUCUGUCGAUAAGGGGUGGUAUGUUUACAUUAAUGAGGAUAAAAAAAACUUAAAUGAUUUUAACAAAUGGCUGCAAUAGAACAAAGAUUGAAAAAUUUAAGGGGGUCUGAAAACUUUCUGUUCACACUGUAUACUCUGAACAUACACUGAAAUAUUGAUCUCGUCUCAAUUCAUUCACAAAUGCAAUUUUUUUGCCUGUCAUUAUACAUUGCUGGCAUAGAUAGAUGAUCGAAGUUACAUUAUUUGUAGUAAAUGAGUAAUAAUUUGCAGACCAAUUAAGUGAAAUUGGAUAGUUUCCCGUGACAUACAUAGGAGUCACUGCACCUUUGUGUCAGUUUAACGUUCAGUUGAUUCCAAACUGCUUCGAACAGUCAGUUAUCACUUGUAGUGUUCAGUGCAUCUCAAAACCUUCCCAAGUGAUAAUGUGACUUGUAUUGUGAAUUAUGUUUAAAAUGUUUGCUAAUGAGUGUUGGUUUAAAAUAGCUGUGUGUUUGUAUCUUUCAAACUGCAAGUGAUUGUAAUCAGUUGCCAGGUGGCCUUCAGUAAAACUUAUUUUCAUA
Messenger RNA from Phycodurus eques (leafy seadragon), 9353 nucleotides. It is a transcript of the gene znf687a, whose product is annotated as zinc finger protein 687a. Lineage: Eukaryota; Metazoa; Chordata; Actinopteri; Syngnathiformes; Syngnathidae. The record is from RefSeq and is a predicted model, not a curated record. The transcript is spliced from 11 exons. The coding region runs from base 77 to 3640 and encodes 1187 amino acids.